CGACUGUCCGGGCGACCUCUUUAUUCCUAGGAUGAUAACCAAGUAGGCCGGCAACUACCUGUAGUCGCUGCAGGCACUAGACUACUGGCAGGAACAAUACCUUAGGUCGGUACCUACCCAAGUACUAGUGGUUGCUAAAGUACAGUGAGUGGGUUGCGUACCAACUUGGAACCCUCCGAGUCCACCUCCGCCGGUGCCCGCAUUAACCUGAAUGUCACCACCCCCUUCAUCCUGCCCUGCCCACUGCUGCAUCGCACCACUGGCACCUCCACUGACAUCCUCCUCCGCGUCCAACUACAAUGUACGCCUGUUGCUACUAGUACUGGGUACCUCAAACUACUCCUUCCGCGAUUCUCUUCCUUUGCUGCGCCUCAUUGUUGAUGACCUCCUACCUACAGUAUAUGUCGUCUACCUGAAUCCUCCAGUCAAGCGCCACCCAUCCCGUCAGGCCCUGUACUGACCGGCCUGAGCCUGCUCCUCAAGCGUGACGACCAAGUCCGAGACCAGCCUCACCGACGUCUGAGUCGCCUUUUCCGUGGACUGCGCAUCCUGCCGGGGGCUGGUGUUUGGCCCACCUUUCCUUCGAGUCGCUUUUACUUUACAUGUCAGACUCUGACCCUCUCGAGGGGUCGUCGUCAAGCUGGAUCUCAACAGGUUCCUCCAUCACUUCCUUUCGAGGCCCCAAAUCGCUCGGAGGGCGGUAAACACACCUGCGUUCACGCCGCCGUUCUCACCAGGCUUCGCGCCCUCUUUCUCUACCAUGCAGCCGGACGGCGCUGGCUUCACAGGCAUAACAACCCCCGAUGGGCCAGACACUACGCUUCUCGAGAGCAUUGCAUCGUCGCUAGCGAGUGAAUUCUCCCAAACCACGGGUACACGCACGGGUGCCCCAUCGAGCAGCGCUGCCACUUUUACAAGCGUGUCCGAAAGCGCGAGUGCAUUUGCACCGGCUUCUGCGUCUGAGUCGCCAUCUGCGGCGCCAACAUCAGCGAUAUCAUCCACCACCUUCACUACAUCAGUAACCUCGGCGGCAUCCUCGAUAUCAGACACCCACGCCUCAACCACGGCGACAAAUGCUGCGAGCAGCACCAAUGGCGCGGUAACCGUCUCCCACAGCAAAUGCGACAGCAUUUCGUGUUCCUCUGCGCUCAAAGCUGCCGUUGCUGUCCCACUAGUUGUCGCGGCCCUUGUUGGCCUCUUUUUAUUCUUAUUCUUUGCCAGGAGGAGGAAGAAACGAACCCGUGGCGACGGAGCUGCGGUAUCUGAGAAGAAGGCGAAGAAGGCCGGCAAAAAAUGGUCUCGACAUUUGCGGGCUUUCUCCUUUGAUGCUGAAUUGCUCAUGGGCGGCCGUUUCUCCAGCACCAACAGCAUUCGAAGCCGGGACCCGAGUGUUCGCAGUGGUGCCAAUGCCUCGCAGACUGCCGCCCAAAGCGCAGAGCCCAGUCUACACAGCAUUGAAGAAGAAGUUGCUCCACCAUACCGAGACGCUAUCUCUCAUGGUCACACCCCAGCUAGCCCACGCCACCCUCGGUCUCCAGUUCCUAUCACAUCUGUCACAACAGACCCCAUCCCUCGUCCGGCAUCCACUGCCACGGCACCACCUCCGUACGGCUCAGUCGUGGGCGAGACCAGGCAUCAGGAGCCUCCAACUCCAGCUUCGGCUACAGACCCAUUUGCAGACUCUGCCCCUGUGAGCCCAAUUGACGAUUCGCCAUUCAAUGACCCUCCCGAUGCCCGACCAGGAAUUAGCCGAAACUCAUCGUUAUACCAACACGGUAGUGCAGAUGACCUUUCGGAAGCCGCGAGUAUAAGGGAAGCUCAAGUUGGCCGACGAGUGUCCGCCAGAGCCACCGACAACACUGGUGGUGGUGGUAACUAAUGGGUUAGUUGAAUUUCUUGUCUGCGAUUAGGCUCGUCCUAAUGUCUUCCCUUUUGACCUUCGGGACGAAGACAGGGCUGAAAUCUGUAUUGCGGGAUGUCUGGAAAUGUGGCGAUAUACCAUGUAUAUGAUUGAGGUCGCAGCUGGGAGGGAUGGGAUGUGGCUGCAGCCAUAUCACGAUUAUGGGAGACACAGAGAGCAAUUCAUUUCAGGGCUCGGAUAUUUAAUCGAUAUCAAGCAGCAUGAAGACAUUUACGAGGCCGGUUUUAACGUUCAAUAUAUAUUUAUGCUCGGCCAUGGUCGCCUUUUUUCUGUGUUUCCGUUUCAUCAUCAAGCUGCAACGUCGCACAACGCACAAAGGAAUACGGGAUACUACUCCUGGUCAUCCCGGGGCGCCCUAGCUUGCGCCAGAUGGGAUGACGAGGUCGUGUACAGUGGUCGUGCUUGGUCCUCGUCUGGCCUGUGCCACUCACGCAGCGUAACAUGUCCGGUAGUAGGGCAUGCAGUGACCUCGAGUUAUACACGCCCUGGUCACAGCCACGACCACAACGUUUCGCCCUUUAGUCCCUGCCCGACAAGCAUCCAAAUAAAGACAGUAGUUUGGAAUAUCCCGAUUUCUGAUGAGUGCAUCCCAUCUCAGAGAGUCACGGCCAUCGUUGAGUACCAUUUGCAAUGUUGAAG
Molecule: messenger RNA, 2560 nt
Organism: Exophiala dermatitidis NIH/UT8656
Lineage: Eukaryota; Fungi; Ascomycota; Eurotiomycetes; Chaetothyriales; Herpotrichiellaceae
Exons: 1
Coding region: 761-1879 (372 amino acids)
Source: RefSeq, a predicted model, not a curated record